Molecule: messenger RNA, 3398 nt
Organism: Neolamprologus brichardi
Lineage: Eukaryota; Metazoa; Chordata; Actinopteri; Cichliformes; Cichlidae
Source: RefSeq, a predicted model, not a curated record
UAUGCUGUAAGAUCAUACUGGUUCUUUCCGUUUUGACAAAACAGGAAAGGCUUUAGACUACUGCUUAGUCUCAGACAAAAGCCCUACUUCCUCAUAAGGUUUAUGUUACAGGCACACAAGGACACACACACACACAAGCACUCACUCACUCUGAGUGGUCAAAGCACGUGCCUCAAAGCAUUGGUUGCCAUGGCAACUUCUGGAUACUCCGAAGACCUUCAGCCUCAGCAGGCCAACACAGUAACCAUAGCAACACCUGCUUCCACCACACCCUCAUCCGCAAAGACUGCACACUUCCUGUCCGAGAUCCCACCAGCCUCUGGAACCGUUUCGUCAGCUAACCAGUCAACUGCUGCUUCUAAAACUGGACAGGAUGCACUUUGUUCUCAGGCUCCGCCCACCCAAGCCCAGAGCCAGAAGGCAGUGGUUCUGACUACUCCCACACAGCACUACGUGAACCCUAAUCUUCAGCCUUCUCCAGUCCAGGAGAGUAAUGGUCAAAGCAGCUCACCUCAGUACAUCAUAGUAACAAUUCCAGAUGACUCUGUGCCCUCCAGUGACAGUUUGUCAGACUCCAGCCCGCCCGCCCCUGGUGUACCUACUCAGGUGGUCCAAUCAGUGCAGACCACCCCACAGAGAACAGUUUUGCAGCUUUUUACCUAGAGGACUUCAUUCAGUUCUUGCAACCCUUUAAUUGUGUUAAUCUCCUUUUUGCUAAUUUUUCAGGUAGAGCAUGUGUACUCUGGCCAGAUCCAAUAUGUGGAUGGAGCAGGAGAUGCAACUUUCACCACACCCACCAUUCGACCGAACAAUUACCCCUUCUCCGAGUCGCCCCUGUAUUCCCAGACACCUCCUACGUCCGCCUCCACCUUUUACGAGGCCACGCCCAGCUCUGAGUCAGACAUCACUGGAUCUGUGACUUCACAGCCAGUUUCUGUGGCAACAGCAGGAGCCAGCAGCACAGCAGCUGCUGCAGGUGGAGGUGGUUACGUUAUUCAAGGAGGUUAUGUCUUAGGAGCAGGAGGAACUCCAACAGCAGGUGGAGGAGGAGGAGGACAGAGUUACUCCAGCCCCAACUCUCGUGCCCCACCUGCUACCGUGCAGUGGCUCUGUGAUAAUUACGAGGGGGCUGAGGGGGUGAGUUUACCUCGCUGCACCCUCUACUACCACUAUCUGCUUCACUGCCAGGAGCAGAAACUAGAACCUGUUAAUGCUGCAUCUUUUGGAAAACUCAUCAGGUCUGUCUUCAUGGGGCUGCGUACACGGAGAUUAGGAACCAGAGGGAACUCUAAGUACCACUACUAUGGUCUGAGGAUCAAAUCCGGGUCACCUCUGCUCAGACUGAUGGAUGAACAACAGCACAUGGCGAUGAGGCAGCAGCCUUUCUCACAGAAAAACAGGGUAAAGCCAGUUCAGAAGUCACAGGGGAUCACCAACGGCACAGUAGGCGGGAUAGGUCAACAGCAGGGCUCGACACUUUGUGACAUUUCGGCCCAGGUGCAACAGUACCAGCAGUUCCUAGAGGCAUCGAAGCAAUUGCCAGACUUUGUGGAAAUUGAUCUUCAAGAUCGAACCCUGCCCGAUGGGAUCCUUUUAGAGCACCUCAAGGCCUUUCAGACUCUGUACAGAGAACACUGUGAGGCUAUUCUGGAUGUGAUGGUCAACCUUCAGUUCACUCUCGUUGAGACCUUGUGGAAAUCAUUCUGGAGGUUUAGCCAGAGCAAUGAUGCAGAAUCGCUCAACCUACACAACGAGUCUGAGAAGCGACUGCCCAAAUCGUGCCUGGUGGUGCUGUGUAAGUUUGAGCCAGUGCUACGCUGGACGAGAGAGUGCGACAACCUGCUGUACCAGACUCUGGUGGAGAUCCUCAUCCCUGAUGUACUGAGACCCAUUCCAAGUGCCUUAACUCAGGCCAUCCGUAACUUUGCCAAAAGUCUGGAAAACUGGUUGACAGGUGCCAUGAUGAACAUCCCAGAGGAGAUGGUUCGCAUAAAGGUGGUGUGCAUUGGCUCUUUCUCCCAGACGCUGCGUCGUUACACCAGUCUGAACCACCUGGCUCAGGCUGCCCGGGCCGUCCUCCAGAACUCAGCUCAGAUCAACCAGAUGCUCUCUGACCUCAAUCGGGUUGAUUUCAAUAACGUACAGGAACAGGCAUCCUGGGUUUGUCAGUGUGAAGACCGUUUGAUCCAGAGGCUGGAGCAAGACUUUAAAGCGACUCUGCAGCAGCAGAACUCUCUGGAACAGUGGGCUACCUGGCUGGAUAGUGUUGUGUCCCAGGUCCUAAAGCCCUAUGAGCACAACCCUAUGGCCCUGCCAAAGGCUGCAAAGGUUUUCCUGCUCAACUGGUCUUUCUACAGUUCUAUGGUAAUCCGGGACUUGACUCUGCGGAGUGCUGCGAGUUUUGGGUCCUUUCAUCUGAUCCGCUUGCUGUAUGAUGAGUACAUGUACUACCUAAUCGAGCACAGAGUGGCUCAGGCUAGAGGAGAAACUCCCAUAGCAGUCAUGGCAGAAUUUGCCAGUACUGUCAAGAGCCGGACCUCUCAAGAUAUUGAAAAAGAAGAAGAGGAGGAUGAUGACGAUGAAGAUAGUGAGGAGGACACCGGAGAUUUGGUGCUGCAGUCCAGCUCUCUGAGCGCGGUUGAUGAUGAGAAGGAGGUGAUGGAGCCGCCAGUCAAACAGCCCAGGAUGAACUUAAGUCUGCACACGCUCAAUGAGACCGACAGCACACCACCUUAGCUAAUCACCUGUACGGUUAGCACAAUGCUUGACACAUGCCUUUGCUUUAAGUUUCAAAUCAUGUCAUCUCAUUCUGUCGCACCAUGUGAGCUUCUGGUUUGCAUGUUUGGUCGUCUGUGGUGAGAAAGUGGGAGGGCCUUUUGCCAAAUAUUCUCUGCUGUACUGUUUGUGCUGCAGCCUUUAUGUUUACCUUCACUUGAUCAUUUCACAGUCCCCCCCUCGUUCCCUGUGCCUUCCCUGCCUUUUCAGUGGCUGCUCCUGCCCAGCUUGAAUUAUAUAUACGCAUAUUCUUGAUUCCCUCCUAUCCCGCCUUAACCACUGACCUGAUUGCUGUGGAGAGAUUCAUUGUCCUCUAAACUCAAAUAUCACUUUAAUUACCUUUAACACAAUGACUAUGCAGGGGAGCUGGACUUGAAUGAAUGGUAUUGUCUGAAAAAUAUAUUUGUUUAAGAGUAGCAUCUAGAAUGAUACUGCAUCAUGAAUCUUUGUUGGCACAUGGACGUUGAGUGAAAGGUAUUUGGCUUUAUAAAUGUGACUCCUUAUUCAUUUGGCCAACUAACUGAUACGCUGUGCCUUUUGAGAGAUUUCUAGGCUUAACAAAAAAAGGUUGUGCUCUAUAUAUUCUGUAUCGGUGGUUUAAUAAAUGAAGGUCCUGUGAAGUA